Molecule: messenger RNA, 771 nt
Organism: Bacidia gigantensis
Lineage: Eukaryota; Fungi; Ascomycota; Lecanoromycetes; Lecanorales; Ramalinaceae
Exons: 1
Coding region: 1-771 (256 amino acids)
Cellular component (GO): proteasome core complex
Source: RefSeq, a predicted model, not a curated record
AUGCCAGCGGCAACAAACAGCACAGCUUCUACCCGUAAAGCCUCUAAUUCUUGCUUUUGCAUAGUCGUUAACAAAGCUUUCAGAUACACAGACAAUGGAGGCUCAACGCUAGGUAUCUCAGGGAAGGACUUUGCGAUAUUAGCUGGGGACACCCGCUCAACGUCCGGGUACAACAUCAACUCCCGUUACACUCCCAAAGUCUACCGCAUAGGGGGCGAUGAUGAUACUGGAAAGGGUGCACAUAUUGUACUCUCGCUCGUCGGUUAUGCAGCAGAUGGAAUUGCAUUAAAAGAGCGCCUAAAUACCACCGUGAAAAUGUACAAAUAUCAACAUGGCAAGGAUAUGACCGCCAAAGCCUGUGCUCAGCGUCUAGCGACGAUUCUUUACAGUAAAAGGUUCUUCCCAUAUUACGUGCAAGCCAUAUUAGGAGGUUUAGAUGAGGAUGGUAAGGGCGCACUCUACAGUUACGAUCCCGUCGGUUCGUAUGAACGGGAGCAAUGUCGGGCGGCGGGUGCUGCAGCAAGCUUAAUCAUGCCCUUUCUGGACAAUCAAGUCAAUUUUAAGAAUCAAUAUAUGCCCGGUUCCGGAGCAGGACAUGAUUUGAAGGCGAAAGAAGCAGAGCCAUUACUACGGGAGGAGGUUGAGCGGUUGGUGAAAGAUGCAUUUACGAGUGCGACGGAGAGGCACAUUGAGGUCGGAGAUGGGCUCCAGAUGCUCGUAGUCACAAAGGAAGGUAUAGAAGAGAUGUAUCACCCAUUAAAGAAAGACUAG